This is a messenger RNA of Adineta steineri, 1299 nucleotides long. The record is from the annotation of a GenBank genome assembly. NCBI's taxonomy places the organism in Eukaryota, Metazoa, Rotifera, Eurotatoria, Adinetida, Adinetidae.
AUGUUAAUUUUUCAUAUUGUUUACACAAUUGCUCUUACAAUUAGUCUUGUUCUAUCUAUACUAGUCCUCGUUUUAGUUUGGCUAUUUCAUUUUGGUGGAAUGAGUUAUGGGUAUUACAAAUUUCAUCGAAGAACAGUGUCAAACAAUCUCAAGGAAUUACCAGGAAUUUCAAUUAUUAAACCGUUAACAUGUAUUGAUUCAAAUCUAUAUGAAAAUUUAAAAACAUUUUUUAAUAUCAAAUAUCCUCGUUAUGAAAUACUUUUUUGUGUUCAAGAGCAUAAUAAUGACUUGAUUAAUAUGGUCGAAGGACUUCGAGCUCAAUAUCCACAUGUUGAAUCACAAUUAUUUGUUGGUUCACAACAAUAUUCACCCGGUGAUGAAUUAUCCAAAUCAGAAACAACAGACAUAAAAAAUCCGAAAAUAUUUAAUAUGUUAUCAGCAUAUGAAAAAGCUCAAUAUCCGUUAUUUUUAAUAUCAGAUAGUGGUUUAAUGAUGCGUGAAGAUACACUAUACGAUAUGGCCUUAUGCAUGAUUGAUGAUGUUGGCCUUGUUCAUCAAAUGCCAUUUACCUGUGAUAGAAAAGGUUUUGCUGGAUCAGUUGAAAAGGUUUAUUUUGGUACACAACAUGCUCGUAUGUAUAUGACAAUAAAUUUUAUUGGUAUAAAUUGUGUAACGGGAAUGUCAUGCUUAAUCCGGAAAGAAACUAUUGAUCGAGUGGGUGGUUUAAAAGCUUUUGGUAAUUAUAUAGCUGAAGAUUACUAUAUUGCAUAUGAAGUAGCUAAACAAGGUUGGAAAAUACGUGUAGCGCCAAUUCCGGCUCUACAAAAUUCUGGUGAUUAUUCUUUAUCAAUAUGGAUUGAACGAAUGAUUCGAUGGUGUAAAUUAAGAAUGCGUUUAAGUCCAUUAGCUUAUAUAGAACCAUUACAAGAAUGUUUUUCUUCAGCAAUAUUAGCUGGUAUUGUUACAAAUUAUUUAUUUGAAUGGAAUGCUCUUGUUGUUGCUGCUUGUCAUAUUUUGCUAUGGUUUCUUUUUGAUUAUUUUAUGCUUCGAAUAACACAAGGUGGUCCAUUGCCUUUUUCGAAAUUUGAAUUUGCAAUAGCGUGGCUUGUUCGUGAACUUUCAUCAUUUUACAUCUAUUUUAAAGCAUUUACGGGCUCAUCGACGAUUAGAUGGAGAGGCAAAGAAUAUCGUUUGGGAUCAGGUACAAGAGCUGAAGAAGUGCAAUCGUCACCUUUAAUACCAGUACCUACUAUUGUUGUUGAAACAAUACCCACAUCGCCUACACCUAGUUCUGCAUAA